ACGUAAAACUCGUUUUCUUUCUUUCAUAUCUCAAUUAAGGGGAUAUUUCACUCAAUGAUUUAGAGAUUCCUCUUCAAAAUUGUAGCUAAUCGUAUCCACUCACUCAUAUACACAUACAUAGAUUAAUACUACUACAACUUGUGUAUGUAAAGAUCAAGCAGAGAAACAAUGGCAAAUUUUCUACUCAAUCUUCCAAACAAUUUCAGAGCAGUUUCCGUUUCUGCCUCUACUUCCUCUAAUGGAUCACCUCCUACUGUGCCUCAACAGGGAGGGCCAGUGAUUCUUGAACUUCCUCUGGAUAAAAUCCGGAGACCUCUCAUGCGUACGAGAUCCAACGACCCUCAAAAGGUGAAGGAACUCAUGGAUAGCAUUAGUGAAAUCGGGCUUCAAGUACCUAUAGACGUGCUUCAGGUAGAUGGUGAAUAUUAUGGUUUUUCCGGCUGCCAUCGGUAUGAAGCUCACCAGCGGCUAGGGCUGCCGACCAUACGUUGCAAAGUUCGACGUGGGACAAAGGAAACACUAAGGCAUCACCUUCGCUGACGGCACAAAUUCGGUAGUAAUGUUAAGUGUUACCUCUGUUAUGGUGGGAUGUAAACUAUAACUAGAUCUCAUCUUAUGUUGUAGUAGUAGAAUACAUACUCUAUAUAUGUAUAUGAAUUUUAUAUAGUUCUCUUUCUCAA
This is a messenger RNA of Salvia splendens (bonfire salvia), 680 nucleotides long. Its product is annotated as sulfiredoxin, chloroplastic/mitochondrial. Gene Ontology annotation, molecular function: sulfiredoxin activity. NCBI's taxonomy places the organism in Eukaryota, Viridiplantae, Streptophyta, Magnoliopsida, Lamiales, Lamiaceae. The transcript has 5 exons. Gene Ontology annotation, biological process: cellular response to oxidative stress. Bases 169 to 540 code for a protein of 123 amino acids. Gene Ontology annotation, cellular component: cytoplasm. The record is from RefSeq and is a predicted model, not a curated record.